UCUUAACCUAGUAGAAUAGUAAAGCCGAUACCAACCAGAUUUCGAUUUAGAGUGAAAACUCAUCAUCAACAUGGGCGUAAGCAAGAUGAAACUUAGCUGGUCGGAGCUUUGUCCUGAUAUGCUGCGAUGUGUUUAUGAACGUCUCAGUUUCACGGAUCUAAUUCGAGCUAAAUCAGUUUGUUCGUCGUGGCACUCAGCUUCGAGAGGCUUCCUCCCUAAACGCAAUCAGAAUCCAUGGCUGAUUCUCUUCCCGAGCAAUGGCAGCCACGAUAGCAAUGGUACUUGCUUGUUCUUCGUUCCGGAGGAUAAAGACAAAGUCUACAAAACCAGAGAUCUUGGUGUUGACUUUGCUCGGAUUCGUUGUCUUGCUACUUACGGUAGCUGGCUCUUGAUGAAGGACAACCUGUGGAAUCUCAACGUUCUGAAUCCCUUAACCGGUGAGAGGAUUGACUUACCUGCACUUACAGAGCCUGUAGUGCCUGAAAGAUUUAGACCAAUGUUGAAAUCUAGUUUAGCUUGUCUCUGGAUUGACGAGAAAACCAAAGAUUACCUAGUUGUCUGGACGAUGGAGCACUUCCUGGUCUUUACCAAGAGAGGGAUUAACAAGUGGCGAGGGUUUUCUUCUAACUACGUGGGAGGGACCACGGGGUAUGUACAAAUGGUCUACGAUCACAAGGCUCAAAAGCUCUAUGCCCAUCGUCUUUGUUAUGGUGACAUCAAGAUCUGGUGUUUCUGUGGAGAUGAUGAGCCGCAAGAAGUUUUUGAAGCCGAGUCUGCUUGCCUUACUGGCUUCAGUUAUCGCGAUUUCCUCCCUAAUAGGUGGCUAAAAAAUGGUUUUGACUUUGAAAAAGAAGCAGGUUUAUUCACGGCUGAGUAUGUUAACGGCUGGAUAAAUAUUGCAAUCACGGUAUCGGGACAAGUCCUCAAGGUAUCUACUGUAGUGCAACGCUCCAAGAGAUGGCUUUUUCGCAUUCACCAGAUAUCUCAUGUGACCAAAAAGUGGAAAGAAAUUGAAUCUUUGGGAGAGGAAGCAUUGAUAUUAGACAUGGGUAUCACUGUUGUCGCCAAAGACAUCCCAGGGAUCAAAAGAAACUCGAUCUAUUUCAGUGGCGUUGGUGAUGGCAGAGAGGACCCGGACAACAUUUUUGUCUUUGAUCUAGCCACCCAAAACAUCCAACGUCUGCCACAGUGUGUUUUUUCUCCCAUUCACUUCUCUGAUGCUCGAUGGUUCUUUCCCGGUUUAAGAAAUUAAUCUUCUUGGUAAAAAACCUUUUCCUCUACGUACUCAUCCUCCUUUGUUUUAUUUUAUACAAGAUUUGGUCUCCUGAUUUUUUUUUUUGGUUAAUAUUAAUCGAAAACAGUAAGAACUUUUAAGGAGGAGAGUUUGAGAAGGAGUUUUGCAUGGCAAAAUAAUACUAUGAAGAAAUAAGAACAUACUAAAUUUGUGCUUAGAAAGCGCGGAUUUAUUUGUUUUUCAUUUAUUAAUCGAAAGCUUAUUUACAAAUUACCAUUAUUUUUGCUUCGAACCAUAACAAUUGAGUUUUUAGGUUUUUAUCAUUUGUUUUUCUUUUCUCUUCAAAAUAUAGUAUUUGUUCGAAAUAUGUAGUUGUUCUAUAAUAAUGUUUGAUUUUUAAGAUUUGUUUUCAUAUUUGACCUAGAUUCAUGGUUGAACCUAUAGACCCGAUACAUUGUAUAAUCCAGUUCAGAUUUAAUGAAAAAUUCGUUAAAUUAAAAUUCUGAUAUAACCCUGUAAAAACCCAAAAACUCACUACUAGCUUGCGAUCUGAUACCAUUGAUCCGAUUACAAAAUUCUGAUAGUACUUUUUUAAAAUAUUGAUUAAAUUACUCAUAUAUUUUUUAAUAUUACAUAAAUUAGUGAUUCCUUAGAAUUUGAUAAAAACUUAUUAUGUUAUCCAAAUAAAAAAUGAUAAUAUAAAAAACCUUAUUGAUAUGAAAAUAUUAGUUUAUUUUCGUUAUUAAUAACCUAUUAUAAGUUUGUGUUUUUAUUUUAGAUUUAAAAAUUGAUUUUAAGAUAGUUUUUAAAAUAUUCUAGAACACUCGUAAUUUCCAUAUCAAUAUUAUGUAUAAAAUGAUAUUAUACAUGGAAAAAUGAUAUUCAAAAUUUCAAAUAUGUAUAUGAUAUAUGGUGUAGGAUAUAGGAUUUUGGUUUGUAUUGAAAAUCUGUAUAAUAUUCAAAUGAUAUAUUUUGAAUAUUGAUACGUAUAUUUAAGAAAAUAAUGUUUUCACAUUUCUUAAUUUAUUUAUAGUUCAUAAUAUAUUUAUACUUAUAUUAAAUAUAAAGUUAGUAUAUCUUUUAAAUAUAUAUAUAUAUGCCCAUUAUUUAUAGAUCAAUUUAGGUGUAUCUGUAGGUUCAAAACCAAAAGACUUAAACUAAUGAAUUUUAUUAAUCAUUUGUAAAAAUAAGGAUAUUUUUGAGAAAAUUGUAAUUUUCAUUAAGGGUAUAAUUUGGGAAUUAUCCUCUUUUAAUGGUAUUGAUGUAAACGAAAAGUAGUUUACUGCAUAAAGAAAUUUUUUUUUUUUUUUGUCAGCACAUAAAGAAU
This is a messenger RNA of Brassica napus (rape), 2561 nucleotides long. Its product is annotated as F-box protein At2g05970-like. The transcript has a single exon. The record is from RefSeq and is a predicted model, not a curated record. Gene Ontology annotation, molecular function: protein binding. Lineage: Eukaryota; Viridiplantae; Streptophyta; Magnoliopsida; Brassicales; Brassicaceae. Bases 71 to 1252 code for a protein of 393 amino acids.